AUGAGUUCCGACAAAAGUAAAGAAGCGGAAGUAGAACGCGACUACACCAAGCCGUUGGUGCAGCAUUCGCCUAGUAGGCAAACCAGUGAAGACAAGCAAACACGAUCGAAAACAAAAGCGUCGGAAGUAGCAAAACAGAGUGCGACGGAAAGCGACGCGGAUAAAAUGAAAAGAUUGUUCGAAGAGAAUCAGAAUCUGAAAAAACGAUUAAAUCAGCGAGAAAUCGUAUGCGAAACAGAAACGAGUAGCGUAGAUAAAGACGAUAUCGUAUUGUGCUUGGAUGAAAUUCGUGCGAGGUUAGAGAAUUUAGAGACGCGUGGAACACGAUGCGCGAACGAAUCCGAAGGCGCGAGCGAAACAAUGGCCGUGCCAAAAACGUCGGGAAACAACGAAGCAUCGACGCGUAAAAUAACGAUCGACCGAGACGAGAAUUUCUUAGUGCGUGCGAGAUUGCCAAAAGGGGGCUGGUUAAAAAAUCCCUUUGAAGAUUUACGUUAUUACGGAAAAGCGGAUGCCCAAAGCCCUAUGAAAUUUUUAAAACGCUUCGAAAAAAUCGCGUCAUACGAGGAAAUUAAUGAGCAGGAACAGCUCUACUUCUUCGGAAAAUGUAUGCGCGCGAGUGCGUUAAAUUGGUUUGAUGUACGCGAACCGGAAAACAUAGACGAGGCAAAAAAGCUCUUCGUUGAAUGUUUUUGGAACGACGAGCAACAAGCUAGAUUUAGAGAACACGUCUAUACGGGAAACUACACGCCCAAUGAAAAAUCGUCAAUGGCGGAAUACGCGUUAGAUUUGGCGAAACGAGCGAAAUGCUUAAACCCACCGAUGUCCGAAGCGGAAAUAAUAAGAAACGUAAAAAGACAUUUUGGAAGGGAAAUAGCGCGAGAAAUAAGACCGACAACGGUUAAAGACAUCGAGGAGUUCACGAGGUUAUUGGACGAACUCGAGUAUGAAAGCAAGCGCAACAAGGAAACGAAAACGUGUGAUGAAACCCCAAAGACCCAAGCGACCAAUAAAAACGCGAGGACGCAGAAUCGACAAAGUUACGCGAGAUCGGAAGGGGAUGAGUAUCGCGAAAACGACAACAAAAGAAACGCGACGCGGAAGACAACACCGUUCGUAAACAAACGCCGUUAUGACGCGAGCGACGAACGACAAAAGCGCAAGGUAGCCGCAAUCAGUUCAAACGAUUUCAAGGAAGCGAAAGACGAAAGUCUUAGCGAUGUUAACGAAAAUAGCGACGCGGAAGAAAAGAACGUAACAAUAAUUCGUACGAGGGAGCUCAUACGCGAUGUCAAACAAGUGUCGAAGCAAGACCAACGCGCGGAUACAAAAAAGCCUAAACCUUAUGUGCAGGUGAAAAUUAGAAACGUUGCGACAAAAGCAUUGGUCGACACGGGGGCACAGAUAUCAGCUGUGACGAAAGACCUCUACGAUAAGCUAAUUUCGGAAGCGAUCGAGAUGCGCGUUAUACCAAUAAAACAAUUCGUUUUGAGAGGGGCAUUCAGCGAUAAGGGCCAACCCAUCGCGAAUCGCAUACAAAUCGAAUUCGAGAUCGAAAGCGAAAAAUACUUACACGAAUUUUACGUAGUUAGGAAUCUGUCUUACGAGAUGAUUCUCGGAAUCGAUUUUCUUACGGAACAAGCCGCGAUACUUAAGUGCAAUCAGAGCAAGUUCAUAGUCGAAUUUGAUAACGCAGCAUCGAAAUUAAACAACGACGGUCGUAAUAAAAUUAACGCGAUAAGCGCGGAAGAGGCGACGUCUAUGUUCAAUGAUAUAAUUAAAAAAUUCAAAACGCUAUUUCAGAACGAAAUAGGGCGCGUGACUCACUACAAGCAUACUAUCGAAAUAAAAACGGAUAAGGCGUACAAAGCAAAGACAUAUCCUAUACCAGACGCACAUCGAGAGGCGGUACGUGAGCAUAUACUAGAUCUCGAAAAACAGGGAAUAGUUAAGCGCGAAGCAACGCAGUAUGUAAAUCCAUUAGUAGUAGUUGUUAAAAAGACGGGCGAAAUAAGAUUAUGUCUUGACGCGCGCGAACUGAAUAAAAGAAUGGCAAAUGACCAUGAUCAACCACCAACGAUUGACGAAGUAUUUCGUAGAAUAGGAAGCCGGAAGUACUUUACCACCUUGGACGUGGCUAAGGCAUUUUGGCAAAUACCAUUGAGUAAAGAUAGCACGCGAUACACAGGUUUCAUUUUCGAUAACCAAACGUAUGUAUUCAAUAGACUACCAUUCGGUCUUAAAACGGCGGGAGCAUCUUUUACUAGGGCCAUACGAAAAGCGUUGGGUAAUAAAUGCGACCCGUUCACGAUUGUAUACUUAGAUGACAUAUUAAUAGCGUCAAAUUCGCUAGAAGAACAUUUAUUUCAUGUAAACUAUGUUCUUAAAAAAUUAGAAAAGGCGGGAUUUAGAUUAAACGAACAAAAAUGUGAAUUCAUGAAAACUGAGAUAAGAUUCUUAGGUCACACGUUUGACGAAAUUACCGCAGAGAUGAAUGAGGAUACGAAAAUGGCGAUAAAAAAUUUCGCGAGACCAAAAAAUAAGAAAGGAGUACAAGCUUUCUUAGGCCUAGUAAACUGGGACAGAAGAUUUAUAAAAGGUUUUUCAGAGAUGACCAAACCGCUAGAGAACCUACUAAAAAAGAACGUGAAGUUCGUAUGGGGACAAGAAGAACAAAAAGCAUUCAAUAAUAUUAAAUUAGCUUUUGACGAAGCAGAAAAACUGUUUGUCAUAAAAGCGGAUCGAAAAUUUGGAUUGUACGUAGACGCAUCUAAAUAUGGAUUAGGCGCGAGAUUGUAUCAGUAUAAGGAUUCUGAGCCGGAUAUAAAAUACACCGUUGCAUACGCGAGUAGGUCUCUGAAAGAGCUAAAUUACACAGUUACCGAGAUAGAAUGUCUAGCACUCGUGUGGGCGCUUAAAAAAUGGCAUACCUCGUUGCUGGGAAGAAAAUUCCGUGUGCAUACUGAUCACCGUGCGUUAAAGUUUCUAAAAGCAAGUUCCGCAGAUAGCAGCAGAAUUGCGAGAUGGAUUUCAUUCUUAAACGAAUUUGAUUUAGAGAUCUGUCAUGCACCCGGUAAAGAGUACGUAAUAGCGGACACACUGUCGCGAAACAAUAUUUAUAACGGUUAUGUGCGAAAAACCGAAAAUACUAAAACAAUAGCAGCGAUUCUUCAUCCGAAUGAUGAAGCGGAAACAAGAGAAUGGGUAACAUUCAUACGAGACGCGCAAAACGAAAGCGAUGAUCUGUUAUUGAAAUUAGACGAAAAACCGGAACGAUAUUCACUAACCAGAGAUGUUGUAGCAUCUUGCGAAGUCUGUCAGGCGACGAAAUAUUAUACGCGCACGACGCGCGGAACCGAGUAUUACGAUCUGCCAGAGAAACCAGAUCAGGUCGUGUCGUUAGAUAUUUUUGGACCGUUACCACAAACAACUAAAGGGAACAAAUAUAUAUUAGUCCUUAUGGAUCAGUUCUCAAAACUAACUAAAUUUUACUGCAUGCAAAAUCAAAAGUUGGAUACGAUCCUUGACAAAAUACAAAUAGAGUUCUUUGACGAGGUCAGGAUUCCUCAUACCAUUUUAACAGACAAUGGGGGGCAAUUCAUAACCGAUCGUUGGAAAAGAUUCGCGGAGGAAAUGGGGAUACAGAUCCGGAAGACAUCUCCGAUUGUGAGGAUAGCAGAGAAUACAAUCAAUAGCACCGUGCACACGAGUACAGGGUUCAAGCCUAACGAACUACACGAGGGUCAACAAGAUCUACUGAUCAUAGACGAACGUCUAAAACCGCGGGAGACAGAGGAGAACGAUGCAGAUGAUACCGUGGAGGCGAAAAUACAACAAAAAAUCGUCCAAGCAGCAGAGAUCCUUAAACGAAGGGCAGCCCAAAGGAAAGUGCAAACGGAUAAAAGCGAAGAGGCCAAGCCAUACGAGGAAGGUGACAGAGUGUGGAUACGACUACACCGGAGAAGUGACGCUUCAAGAAGGCUCACGAGGAAAAUCCAUCUAGUGUACGAGGGACCAUACGUAAUUGGCAGAAUAAUCAGGCCAAACGCAUAUUUGGUAGUGGACGAGGAGAAUCAAGCGAUAGGCGUAUUCAAUUCAAGACAACUCAAACCACACCGAGAGAAGCCAAGAUGA
This is a messenger RNA of Monomorium pharaonis (pharaoh ant), 4134 nucleotides long. RefSeq lists its product as uncharacterized. Gene Ontology annotation, molecular function: nucleic acid binding; aspartic-type endopeptidase activity. The record is from RefSeq and is a predicted model, not a curated record. Lineage: Eukaryota; Metazoa; Arthropoda; Insecta; Hymenoptera; Formicidae. Gene Ontology annotation, biological process: proteolysis; DNA integration. The transcript has 4 exons. Bases 1 to 4134 code for a protein of 1377 amino acids.